AUGGAGAAGAAAAUAUUGGUGGGUUUGUUUGCUUUUUGGCUAAUGAUUUCUUUUGUGAGCGUAAACACUACUAGUGUGGCUAACAACAUUUGCACAGAAGCCAUACCUAAAUUGCUCAGCUGCCUCCCAUUCUUGAUAACUACUGCCCCAGCACCAUCUCUUCAAUGUUGUGAAGCUGUGGGAUGGGCAAGCCAACAUGCUACCACCACACAAGACCGUAGGGACCUCUGCAAGUGCUUAAAGAGUGCGGUUCAGGCUUACAAGGUUGAUCCUGACAGAGCUAAGCAACUUCCUGGUUUGUGCAAAGUCCCAGUCCCUGUGCCUAUCGUGCCCACAAUCGACUGCAACAAAGGUGACGCUUGCAUUUCUGCCUUCAAUUAUGAAGCUCAGAAGCUCAUAAAUCACUUAGGAUUGAGCUCACAUCACAAGGUCAAGGAAGCAGAAUCUCAAAGACUGGACACCAUGAAACAGUUAUGGACAAAGCAAACAAUUAUAGAACUUGCAAAAACCCAUGAGAAGCAUAUAAAAAGAAAUCAGAAAGCAGAAGAGGGGUAUGAACAACAAACAAACAAACUGAUCACUUUUGAGAAAGAGGUUGCUUGCAAAAACCACGAAAUCACAAACACACAAGCACAUGCCAGCAAAGACACAGAUGAACAAAAUACCUAUUGUCUUGUUGAGCAACCAGAGUAG
This is a messenger RNA of Dovyalis caffra, 693 nucleotides long. NCBI's taxonomy places the organism in Eukaryota, Viridiplantae, Streptophyta, Magnoliopsida, Malpighiales, Salicaceae. The record is from the annotation of a GenBank genome assembly.